CCCCUCUGCCCACUCCCAUCCAGGGUUGCGGCUUCUGGUUCUCCGGCUGCCGCGAGGCCUGCACUUUGCAGGGCUGAAGUCCAAAGUUCAGUGCCUUCGCUAAGCACACGGAUAAAUAUGAACCUUGGAGAAUUUCCCCAGCUCCAAUGUAAACAGCAGGCAGGGGCCCUGAUUCACUGGCCGCUGGGGCCAGGAUUGGGGGUUGGGGGUGCCCACAGGGCCUGGCUAGUGGGGUUUGGGGGGGCUGUGGGUGCCAGGAGCCUGGCCUGUGUCUGCUGCCCGGCGGGCAAGUAGAGGACCCGCGCGGUGGGGGAGGCGGCCGGCUCGGUGGCCCCGGGCCGCGUGGCCCCGUGGCUGGUGGAGCCAUGGUUUCUAAGCUGAGCCAGCUGCAGACGGAGCUCCUGGCGGCCUUGCUUGAGUCCGGCCUGAGCAAAGAGGCGCUGAUCCAGGCCUUGGGAGAGCCGGGGCCCUACCUGCUGGCCAGCGAUGGCCCCCUGGACAAGGGGGAGCCCUGCGGCGGUGGCCGGGCUGAGCUGGCAGAGCUGCCCAACGGGCUGGCGGAGCCGCGGGGCUCCGAGGACGAGACGGAUGACGACGGGGAGGACUUCACGCCGCCCAUCCUCAAGGAGCUGGAGAACCUGAGCCCAGAGGAGGCAGCCCACCAGAAGGCCGUGGUGGAGACCCUGCUGCAGGAGGACCCGUGGCGCGUGGCCAAGAUGGUCAAGUCGUACCUGCAGCAGCACAACAUCCCGCAGCGCGAGGUGGUCGACACCACCGGCCUCAACCAGUCGCACCUGUCCCAGCACCUCAACAAAGGCACCCCCAUGAAGACGCAGAAGCGUGCUGCCCUGUACACUUGGUACGUCCGCAAGCAGCGAGAGGUGGCCCAGCAGUUCACCCACGCGGGGCAGGGCGGGCUGGCUGAGGAGCCCACAGGCGAUGAGCUGCCCACCAAGAAGGGGAGGAGGAACCGCUUCAAGUGGGGCCCAGCGUCCCAGCAGAUCCUGUUCCAGGCCUACGAGAGGCAGAAGAACCCUAGCAAGGAGGAGCGGGAGACGCUGGUGGAGGAGUGCAACAGGGCGGAGUGCAUCCAGAGGGGGGUGUCCCCCUCGCAAGCACAGGGGCUGGGCUCCAACCUCGUCACAGAGGUGCGCGUCUACAACUGGUUUGCCAACCGGCGCAAAGAAGAAGCCUUCCGGCACAAGCUGGCCAUGGACACCUACAGCGGGCCUCCGCCGGGGCCCGGCCCAGGACCCGCACUCCCUGCCCACAGCUCGCCCAGCCUGCCCCCUGCUGCGCUCUCCCCCAGCAAGGUCCACGGUGUGCGCUAUGGACAGCCGGCAACCAGUGAGGCGACAGAGGUGCCCUCCAGUAGUGGAGGGCCCUUGGUGACGGUGUCUACACCCCUGCACCCAGUGUCCCCCACGGGCCUCGAGCCCAGCCACAGCCUGCUGAGCACUGAAGCCAAGCUGGUCUCAGCAACCGGGGGCUCCCUGCCCCCUGUCAGCACCCUGACAGCACUGCACAGCCUGGAGCAGACAUCCCCAGGCCUCAACCAGCAGCCCCAGAACCUCAUCAUGGCCUCCCUGCCCGGGGUCAUGACCAUAGGGCCUGGGGAGCCUGCCUCCCUGGGCCCCACAUUCACCAACACGGGCGCCUCCACACUGGUCAUCGGCCUGGCCUCCACUCAGGCGCAGAGCGUGCCGGUCAUCAACAGCAUGGGCAGCAGCCUGACCACGCUGCAGCCCGUCCAGUUCUCCCAGCCGCUGCACCCGUCCUACCAGCAGCCACUCAUGCCACCCGUGCAGAGCCACGUGGCCCAGAGCCCCUUCAUGGCCACCAUGGCCCAGCUGCAGAGCCCCCAUGCCCUCUACAGCCACAAGCCCGAGGUGGCUCAGUACACGCACACAGGCCUGCUGCCCCAGACCAUGCUCAUCACCGACACCACCAACCUGAGCGCCCUGGCCAGCCUCACGCCCACCAAGCAGGUCUUCGCCUCCGACACCGAGGCCUCCAGUGAGUCCGGGCUGCACGCGCCGGCGUCCCCGGCCACCACCAUCCACAUCCCCAGCCAGGACCCUGCUGGCAUCCAGCACCUGCAGCCCGCCCACCGGCUCAGCACCAGCCCCACAGUGUCCUCCAGCAGCCUGGUGCUGUACCAGAGUUCCGACUCCGCCAACGGCCACAGCCACCUGCUGCCCUCCAGCCACGGUGUCAUUGAGACCUUCAUCUCCACGCAGAUGGCCUCUUCCUCCCAGUAACCAUGGCAACCACCUCCCAGUGGCUGGGCCCAGCGCCCUGCACGGCCUGGGGGACCGCUGGGCUGGCCACCUGUCUGCUGACCCUGCUCUGCAGGCCUCCGGCAGGAGGGCCAGAGGCAGCCGCACUGCGGGGAGCUGGGGAGCGGAGCUCACCCCACAGGACGUGCAGCCGCUGCCGCUGCCGCUGCGCAAACUACUGUGCUGCCUGGAGCACACGGAGAUGGCCUCUGGCUCCGGCAGCCCCAGCCUGGACCCGGGACCACCACACUUCUCAGGGCACCCAUGCACGCAGCUGGGACUUGCUGAGCUCUGACGGCCACGUCCUGUCACCUGUGCACCGGCCAGGCCACUCCGUCCUACCCCAGCCCCACCCAGCUCUCAUCGCACGCGCUCACACAGCAUUCCCGAGCUCUCCCGGCCUCCAGCCCCCAGGACCUGCGGCUCUCCUACACGUCCCCCCCCCCCCCCCAGGCAUCCUGCCUACGGGUGCCCACCUGGCCUGUGGCCUGCAGGGGGAAGACCACUUCAGGGCCAGGAAGUUGUCCUUGCCAAGUGCAUGUCCUGGGGCAGCAGGGCCUGGGCAGCUGAGAGCUGAGGGGCCCAGAGCAGAGGUGGAGCCACGUGCACACGGGACGGACGCUCAGGGCACGUGAGCUGGGCCGGCUGACGGCUGGACCACAGAUUCACGGCCAAUGUGCAGCUGCAGGGGGGCCGAGCAGGUGCAUGGAACCACGGCACACAGGAUCUCACUUCUGUGGGCCUGCUGCCACGAGCCUGGUCCUCCAUGCCCCGCCUCCUUCCUGGUCCCGGGAGGGGGCCUGGGAGAACCAGCAACCCCCCUCCCCACACGCACAACUUGUAACAACUAAGGGAGAGCCCGGACAUUUAUUUAACUUUUAGUAAAACCAAUGAGAAUUUCU
Messenger RNA from Oryctolagus cuniculus (rabbit), 3181 nucleotides. It is a transcript of the gene HNF1A, whose product is annotated as HNF1 homeobox A. Gene Ontology annotation, biological process: liver development; pancreas development; regulation of transcription by RNA polymerase II. Lineage: Eukaryota; Metazoa; Chordata; Mammalia; Lagomorpha; Leporidae. Gene Ontology annotation, cellular component: nucleus. The record is from RefSeq and is a predicted model, not a curated record. Gene Ontology annotation, molecular function: RNA polymerase II cis-regulatory region sequence-specific DNA binding; DNA-binding transcription factor activity, RNA polymerase II-specific.